AUGAUCAAAUUAAAAUCAGUUCCCAAUGACAUCGCAAUAAUACAAGCAUAUAUGCCCAUAACACAAGCGAACGACGGAGAAGUGGAAGAGAUCUACGAAAAGAUAGAAGAACUCAUUAGUCUCACAAAUAGUAAGGAAAAUUUAAUUAUCAUGGGAGACUGGAAUGCGAUUGUGGGUGAAAAUAUAGACGGCAGAGAAGUUGGUAAAUAUGGACUCGGAACAAGGAAUGAAAGAGGUGAUCGUCUUGUCGAAUUCUGUAGACAACAUGAUUUAAUUAUAACUAAUACUUUAUUCAUGAAUCAUAAAAGAAGACGCUACACAUUUAAAAUGCCAGGAGCUGAUAUUGACAGUGAUCACAACCUGGUAAUGAUCAAAUCCUUAUUGAAAUUUAAGAAAUUAGAAAGACCGAAAAAUAAAGGUCAUGAUUGGAAUUUGUGUCAACUAAAGCAACCAGAAAUAAGAAAACUGUUCGAAAAAAAAAUGCAAAGAAAAACUUGA
Sipha flava (yellow sugarcane aphid) is the source of this 498-nucleotide messenger RNA. RefSeq names its product craniofacial development protein 2-like. Gene Ontology annotation, biological process: chromatin remodeling. The transcript has 2 exons. Bases 1 to 498 code for a protein of 165 amino acids. Lineage: Eukaryota; Metazoa; Arthropoda; Insecta; Hemiptera; Aphididae. The record is from RefSeq and is a predicted model, not a curated record. Gene Ontology annotation, cellular component: nucleus.